CUGAAGCCCCGAAAAAAAAAGGGGGCAAUAGUAAAGUCUAAAAAUGGCCAACAUUCCUGCUAACGUGAGCCAAAAUGACCCUUCUAGACCCGCUAAUGUGCGCCGGGAGGAGACCACUCUAAGCUGUAAUACUUCAAGUCCUACAACCACCACCACGUCACCGAUAUCGGAGGGGUUUUCGGGUCAAUCCGGAUCGCCCAGUCCUACUCAGCACCCGAAAUAUCGUGGGGCUCGGAGCCGGAGCGGGAAAUGGGUAUCCGAGAUACGCCAGCCUCGUAAACCCACGCGCAUUUGGCUCGGCACGUUCCAGACGCCGGAGAUGGCGGCGGCUGCGUAUGACGUGGCGGCGUUGGCUCUGAAGGGGCCCGAUACGGCCCUGAACUUCCCGAAUUCGAUUCUUUCUUAUCCGAUACCGGCCUCGAUGUCGCCCAACGACAUACGCGCGGCGGCGGCGUGCGCAGCGGAGGCUAGGCUGCAUAGAUCGUCGGAGGGUAGUAGCAGCGGUCAGGAAACGACAUGUCGUAGACGUAGUGAGGAAGAGUUUGUAGACGAAGAUGCGUUAUUGAAUAUGCCGAAUUUGCUGGUGGAUAUGGCAGAAGGGAUGCUUGUAAGCCCUCCCAGGAUUCAGUCAAAGUCGUCUUCUGAUGAAUCUGGUGGUGAUGGUAAUGUAGACGGAGAUGGGUUAUGGAGUUAUUCAUAAACUAAAACCCUAUGCUCUAUGAAAAUUCGAGUUGUAUUUGUUGUAUUUUUCUGCUGUAUUGUAUAUUGUGUGUGUGUUUUACUUUGCUUUGCUUUGCUUUUGUUCUUGUUCUUUGUUCUUGUUUUUUCAAACUAGCUAUCGGAUGAGAUUCCUGCUUGUGCUGGGUUUGUAACUUUGAACUGGUACAACGUUGUCCGUAGUUAGCUUGCUAGAAGAAUUAUUAGAUGCUUUUUGCUUCUAAGAUCUAUCUUUGUGGGGCUGUUUGUGUUGUUGUGUUUAUAUAUGUUAAGGUACUCCUAUG
Messenger RNA from Quercus lobata, 1001 nucleotides. RefSeq names its product ethylene-responsive transcription factor ERF024-like. Gene Ontology annotation, biological process: regulation of DNA-templated transcription. Bases 44 to 700 code for a protein of 218 amino acids. Gene Ontology annotation, molecular function: DNA binding; DNA-binding transcription factor activity. Lineage: Eukaryota; Viridiplantae; Streptophyta; Magnoliopsida; Fagales; Fagaceae. The record is from RefSeq and is a predicted model, not a curated record. The transcript has a single exon.